AUGACCCAGCUCCUUGGGAUAGAUUUCGCUCCUCUAAACAUCCCAUGGGAGCGGCGACUUCAAACUUUGGGUGCAAUACAUUUCGUGAUGUUAUCGUUAAUACUACCUGUGCUGACUAUGCUUCUACCUAUUUACUUGUUCUUCUCUCGUCUAUGGCCCUUAGUAGUCGCCUACUCCGUCUGGUUAUACUACGACUGGGAUUCACCAAAACGAGGAGCAUAUCGUUCGACAUGGUUUAUGCGGCAACGCAUUCACGAUUGGUACGCUAACUACUUCCCGGUCAAAUUACAUAAAACUGCUGAACUCAGCCCUGACGAGAACUACCUAAUCGGAAGCCAUCCGCACGGGAUAAUUUCGAUGUCCGCAUUUGUGAACUUUGCUACAAAUGGAACAGGAAUACUGGAAAUGUUUCCAAAGAUCGAUUUCCAUCUAUGCACUCUUGUUGGCCAGUUCUACACACCUGUUCGGAGAGAAUGGGGUCUUCUACAUGGAAUGAUUGACUGUAGCAGGGAAAGUCUGACUCACAUACUUACAGGGAAAAAGGGAAAAGCUUGUGUCUUGGUUAUUGGUGGGGCCGAAGAAGCACUCGAUGCACAUCCUGGACAUCACAUACUAACUAUUCAUAAACGCAAAGGGUUCAUUCGGCUGGCAUUGAUGACCGGUGCUCAAUUAAUCCCUUGUUAUUCGUUCGGGGAAAAUGAAAUUUAUGACCAGGUAAUUUUUGUUAAUCGGUAUAAUCAGCUCUCCGAUUUUUGA
Molecule: messenger RNA, 756 nt
Organism: Cylicostephanus goldi
Lineage: Eukaryota; Metazoa; Nematoda; Chromadorea; Rhabditida; Strongylidae
Source: the annotation of a GenBank genome assembly